Molecule: messenger RNA, 1212 nt
Organism: Melospiza georgiana
Lineage: Eukaryota; Metazoa; Chordata; Aves; Passeriformes; Passerellidae
Gene: ASB15
Product: ankyrin repeat and SOCS box containing 15
Cellular component (GO): cytoplasm
Molecular function (GO): protein binding
Source: RefSeq, a predicted model, not a curated record
AUGACUCCAGUACACUUUGAAAGAGGACUUGUGAACCUGACCUAUACUUUGAAGGAAACUGAUCAAAGGGAGUGGUUUCCGCUGCAGAAGGCUGCAGUUCAGCCAAUUCCACAAGUAUUUGAAGUUACUUUAGAUGCAUCUUAUGAAUCAACAUGACAAUAAAAAACAUGCAAUGAAACAGCACUAAGUUUGGCAGCAAAAACUGGCUUUGUGGAAAAUGUGCAAAUGAUCCCGGAAAAGGGUGUUUAUCCCAAUACCAUAAGUUACAAGAGAAAUUAUUGGUCAGCAAUGCAAGAAGCUGCAAAACAGAGAUGCAAAGACAUUUUUGAUGUUCUGAAGAAUGAUGGAAAUGUGAACAUUAAGGACAAAUAUUGAGUAACACCAUUAGGGGUUAUGGCUGAAUGUGGUCACUGUGAUGUGCUGGAGCAUCUUAAUCAUAAAGGUGGACAUGUCAAGGCCUCAGCAGAUGAUUGUGUACCAGCAUUAUUUUAAGCAGCUGGAGGACGUAGUCUAGGCUGCAUAGCUCUGCUUCUGAAAUGAAGUGGCAGUGAGCCUGGUGAGGCAGGGCUGCUCCCCACACACAAAAUGGCUUGUGAGGGCCUGGGCAGGAAGUAUCUCAUUGCAGCCACAUCCCAAACUUUAAUCCAGGAAAGUGGGCCAAGCACUGUUCAUUCUGCAGACAGCCAGAACCAAUGUCUAGAGCUUGUCAUUGAAAAUGGUUUGGAUGUCAACACUCUCUUGUCUGAACACAUAACUUCAAAUACUUAUGAUGACAGAAGAGGGACUGCACUUUGUUGUGCUGUUUCUAAUAAUGAGAUUCUUCACACCAAAAUAUUGCUCAAAGCAGGAGCAAAUCCAAAAAAGGAUCCUUUAAACUAUGUUCUCAUAGCAGUGAGAGCUGACUGCCAUGGAAUUGUAAAGCUACUCCUAUCUUAUGGAGCAGAUGUCAACUGCUAAUUUUGUUGCUUAAUAUUCGCAUUUCCCCAGUGCAUUUGGUAUUCUUUGAGUGGUGACAUGAUGCUGAGGCUGUUGCACAGUCAUGGAUAUAAUGUGGAGAUGUGUUUGGACUUUGUGUCAGGUAUCUUUGGAAAUUCUUUUGUGUGGCUAGCUCCAGAGCUUGAGCCUAUUCCCUGUUGUUCUACUUCUUCAAUAAACAAUAAACUAAUAAAUACAUACAUUCCUUGCUUCUCUUCACUUGGCUCUUUUCGUUAG